ACUCCCGGUAGUCCCCGCGACGUUCGCCCUUUCCUUUCAAAACGAGGAGGAAAAGAGGCACAGGACGAAUGGAGGCUUUAGGGUGCUUGUUUCCCGAAAGGCGGGAAAGGCGAACUACAAUUCCCGACGAGCCGCGCGCGGCUGCGCCUGCGCUCUUGUAUCUGUCGCCAUCUUGCCCCUUCUGAGGCACCGCAAACAAACCCAAUUCCUGGUGUCCCCUAGUCUUGGCGGAGGAGCCUUUUAGAUGAGCCCCGAAAGGCCGGGCAGGGAGGACAGGCUCUUUGGGGCUACCAAACAGAAGCAUCAAUGCCUGUUGUGUGGCCAACCCUUUUGGAUCUCAGCAGGGAUGAAUGCAAACGGAUUCUUCGAAAAUUGGAAUUGGAGGCAUAUGCUGGAGUUAUCAGUGCACUUCGGGCACAGGGGGAUCUCACCAAGGAAAAGAAAGAUCUUCUUGGAGAACUCUCAAAAGUUCUUAGCAUCUCAACAGAACGCCACCGUGCUGAAGUUCGGAGAGCAGUAAACGAUGAACGGUUAACAACAAUUGCACAUAAAAUGAAUUUAUCCUUAUAUUUGGGUGAAAGACCAAGUUACAGUAUGUCUGGACCUAAUAGCUCCUCAGAGUGGUCCAUCGAAGGUCGGCGAUUGGUACCACUGAUGCCUCGGCUGGUUCCCCAAACUGCCUUCACUGUAACGGCAAACGCUGUGGCCAAUGCAGCUAUCCAGCACAAUGCAUCCCUUCCAGUGCCUGCAGAAACAGGAAGCAAAGAAGUAGUGGUUUGCUAUUCCUACACAAGUACCACGUCAACCCCAUCCUCUACCCCUGUUCCAAGUGGCAGCAUAGCAACGGUUAAGUCUCCAAGACCUGCCAGUCCUGCCUCCAAUGUAGUUGUCUUGCCAAGUGGAAGUACUGUUUAUGUCAAAAGUGUUAGCUGUUCAGAUGAAGAUGAAAAACCCAGAAAACGAAGGCGAACAAACUCUUCUAGCUCCUCUCCUGUUGUCCUAAAGGAAGUUCCAAAGGCUGUUCCAGUCUCAAAGACGAUCACCGUGCCUGUAAGUGGCAGUCCCAAGAUGAGCAACAUCAUGCAGAGCAUUGCCAGCUCCUUACCGCCUCAUAUGUCUCCUGUGAAAAUAACCUUCACCAAACCAUCAACACAGACGACAAACACAACAACGCAGAAGGUUAUUAUAGUGACUACAUCACCAAGUUCAACCUUCGUGCCCAACAUUCUCUCCAAAUCUCAUAACUAUGCAGCAGUCACUAAGCUUGUGCCAACAUCAGUUAUUGCUUCCACAACUCAGAAGCCACCCGUCGUUAUUACUGCAUCACAGUCCUCGCUGAUCAGCAAUAGCAGCAGUGGCAACAGUAGUUCUGCGCCAUCACCUGUUCCUAAUACAGUUGCAGUAACAGCCGUGGUGUCCUCCACACCGUCUGUGGUGAUGUCAACAGUAGCACAAGGUGUGUCUACAUCAGCAAUCAAAGUGGCAUCAACAAGGCUUCCUUCCCCCAAAAGCUUAGUGAGUGCCCCUACCCAGAUUCUUGCACAAUUUCCUAAACAGCAUCAACAGUCUCCUAAGCAGCAAUUACAUCAAGUGCAACAGCAGACACAGCAAACAGUGGCCCAGCCUUCUUCAGUCUCUCAUCAGCAACAGCCUCAGCAGUCACCGUUGCCACCUGGUAUCAAACCUACCAUCCAGAUCAAACAGGAGUCAGGUGUUAAAAUCAUCACACAACAGGUUCAGCCAAGUAAAAUCUUACCCAAACCAGUGACUGCAACUCUGCCCACCAGUAGCAAUUCCCCCAUUAUGGUGGUUAGCAGUAACGGUGCAAUUAUGACAACUAAACUGGUAACUGCUCCUACCGGCACACAGGCAACCUACACCCGGCCAACAGUGAGCCCGUCUUUAGGUCGGAUGACGGCAACCCCUGGAGCUGCAACCUAUGUGAAAACUACCAGUGGUAGCAUCAUCACAGUAGUACCCAAAUCAUUAGCUACAUUGGGAGGCAAGAUAAUUAGCAGUAAUAUUGUUUCUGGAACGACUACCAAAAUCACUACAAUCCCAAUGACUUCCAAGCCCAAUGUGAUUGUUGUGCAAAAGACUACAGGAAAAGGAACGACCAUUCAAGGGCUCCCUGGCAAAAACGUUGUCACCACAUUGCUAAAUGCUGGAGGAGAAAAGACUAUUCAGACAGUGCCAACAGGAGCGAAACCAGCCAUCAUCACUGCUACAAGACCCAUCACCAAAAUGAUUGUAACUCAGCCAAAAGGAAUAGGUUCCACAGUCCAGCCAGCAGCUAAAAUCAUCCCAACAAAAAUAGUUUAUGGGCAGCAAGGGAAAACACAGGUUCUUAUUAAACCCAAACCAGUGACAUUUCAAGCUACAGUUGUUAGUGAACAAACAAGGCAGCUGGUAACAGAAACAUUACAGCAAGCAUCCAGGGUAGCAGAGGCUGGCAAUUCAUCUAUUCAGGAAGGAAAAGAAGAACCACAGAGCUAUACAGAUAGUAGUUCCUCUUCUACAGAGUCCUCCCAAAGUUCCCAAGAUUCCCAGCCUGUAGUUCAUGUAAUUGCUUCCCGGCGUCAGGAUUGGUCAGAACAUGAGAUUGCAAUGGAGACUAGUCCCACCAUAAUAUAUCAGGAUGUAUCCAGUGAAUCACAAUCAGCUACUUCAACAAUCAAAGCUCUGUUAGAACUCCAACAGACAACAGUAAAGGAAAAAUUGGAAUCUAAACCAAGACAACCCACUAUUGACUUGAGUCAAAUGGCAGUACCUAUUCAGAUGACCCAGGAAAAGAGACAUUCUCCCGAGAGUCCAUCCAUUGCUGUGGUAGAGUCAGAGCUAGUUGCUGAAUACAUCACUACUGAACGCACUGAUGAGGGGACAGAGGUUGCUUUUCCCCUUCUAGUCAGUCAUCGCUCCCAGCCCCAACAGCCCUCACAGCCCCAACGGACCCUGCUCCAACAUGUGGCUCAGUCACAGACUGCAACACAGACUUCCGUGGUGGUAAAGUCCAUCCCAGCGUCUUCCCCUGGAGCAAUCACCCACAUCAUGCAGCAGGCAUUGAGCAGUCAUACUGCUUUUACCAAACACAGCGAGGAACUUGGAACUGAGGAGGGUGAGGUUGAAGAGAUGGACACUUUAGACCCUCAGACAGGUCUGUUUUACCGAUCUGCCCUGACUCAAUCACAGUCAGCUAAACAGCAGAAACUUAGCCAGCCUCAGCUGGAACAGACUCAGCUGCAGGUGAAAACUCUGCAGUGCUUCCAGACCAAACAGAAGCAGACCAUCCACCUGCAGGCAGACCAGCUCCAGCACAAACUCCCGCAGAUGCCUCAGCUCUCCAUCAGGCAUCAGAAACUUACCCCUCUCCAGCAGGAACAAGCACAGCCCAAGCCAGAUGUACAGCACACACAGCAUCCCAUGGUGGCCAAAGACAGGCAGCUUCCUACCUUAAUGGCACAGCCCCCACAAACUGUAGUACAGGUACUUGCAGUGAAAACCACACAGCAGCUCCCGAAACUACAGCAGGCUCCAACCCAACCAAAAAUCUACGUGCAACCCCAAAAUCCCCAGAGCCAAAUGGCACUCCCUGCCUCGUCAGAGAAACAGCCGGCAAGCCAGGUGGAGCAGCCAAUUAUAACCCAAGGAUCCUCUGUUACAAAGAUAACAUUUGAGGGGCGCCAGCCUCCCACAGUUACAAAGAUAACUGGUGGCAGUUCUGUGCCUAAGCUGACAUCACCAGUUACAAGCAUAUCUCCCAUUCAGGCCUCUGAGAAGACAGCAGUGUCAGACAUUUUGAAAAUGUCUUUGAUGGAAGCUCAGAUUGAUACAAAUGUAGAACAUAUGGUAGUGGAUCCCCCAAAGAAGGCUCUAGCCACUAGUGUGCUCACUGGUGAAGCAGGAUCUUUACCCUCCACCCACAUGGUGGUGGCAGGGAUGGCGAAUUCCACUCCCCAGCAACAGAAAUGUAGAGAGUCCUGUUCAAGUCCAUCUGCUGUUGGCCCUCCCCUAACGACCAGGAAACUUGAAGCAUCAGGAGUGCCUACGACAGGCCAGUUCAUGCGUAUUCAGAAUGUAGGCCAAAAGAAAGCUGAAGAGAGCCCAACAGAAAUUAUCAUUCAGGCCAUUCCCCAGUAUGCCAUUCCUUGCCACUCCAGCUCCAACGUGCUAGUGGAGCCCAGUGGACUUCUUGAGCUAAACAACUUCACCAGUCAGCAGCUGGAUGACGAUGAAACAGCAAUGGAGCAGGACGUGGAUAGCAGCACGGAGGACGGGACUGAACCCAGCCCCUCUCAGAGCUCUGCGUCCUAGUGUUUGGACACGGGAGUGCACUUUAAAACCUGCUUGGUUACCAAGUGUCCAGGGAAACUCGUAUUUUGUUGACUAAAAAAAAAGCACUUUGCUCAUACUUAGGCUGUGGACCUUGAAACAGCAGUGUUUCAACAAGAUAUUGCUGCAGGAGCAGCAUUUUAACAAGAUAAAACUCACAGGGGAAUGUACUUUUUAAUAUAUAGAUAGAUAGAUUAAAAAGGAAAAAAAAAGCAAAGAAAAAAUGCACAUCUCCAGAGAUCUGGUGUUCUCUCUCUGUCAGAGCUUGGUCAAUGGGAAAGUUUUGUCUCUCAGUGGAAAGAAAGAGACUUUUCCUGUGAAUGUUCCUCAGCUGGUUUCCACUGAGCAAAAUGCCACCAGAAAAUAUUUUUUAAAAAGAAAGAAAGGAGAAUGUGAAUAGUUUGUAUUUUGAAUGAUGUUUCAGGAACAGCUUUUUAAAAUCUUGUAUGUUUUUGCAUAUCCCCGGAAUUGUUGAUUUGGCUAACAUUUUACAUUUGCUCAGUUCAUGAUUAGUAUAUAUGAAUACCUAAGAAAAUGCUAGCAUUAAAGAGUCCUUGCUGGAUGGUAGAAAUCAGAUCCCUGACCAGUGGGAAGUACUUUGGGGUGGUGUGUACAUGCCCCUCGGUUGUAUGCUAAUUUAUUGUGUUCCACACACUCACCUAUUUAUUUAAUGUAAACAUUUCAGAACAGGCCAUAUUUCUUUUCUUCUUCUGAACCAGGAAUGCCUGGCCUUUCCACCUCCCCUCCUCUCUUCUCCCCUUUAAGACAACUUAUUAGAAAAUGUUUCAUUGGGAAGCAGAGGAAAAGAAACAUUUUCUGGCCCAACCGAAACGUUCAGUUACGGUGAAGAAAACAGACUAUUCAUUCAUUUGAUGCUUUCUUGAUGUUGAAAUUGCACAUUCAUGUUGGACUCAGACUUUGAAAGUAACUUUUACCUACUUUUGUUUAAGCCCCUUUGAAAUGUAUAAAAAGUUCAUUUACAGUUCUAAAUGUAAUGUUUUUAAGUACUUUACUUUUUUAGGACACAGUUUGUUUAAACGCUAUGUUUUGGUCUCGUGAUUGCUGUCUGUCACAAGUAGAAGGAGGGGGAGGAGGUGGGAGGGUAAGAGUCGGUUUUGACAAGUUGUGGCAAAGGAAACUAUACUUUUAAUUUUUAAAAAAUGUAAAUAGGAAAGUUUUUAACGGUUUUCUAUGGAUUUCACUAUAAAUAAGCAUUUUAAGACUGACAGGUGUUGAACUGUAUAUACACACAUCAGCAUAACUGCCCAGGUUUUUGGUGCUGAAGUACUGUAAGUAGAAUUCAUCCACAGCCUCGUAAUUUUGCAUCUACAUCUGGGGAAAGAAGCAGUGAUGCUGAGGUUGAUAAAUUCACACAGAAUGACACUGAAGAUUUGAACAUGAGCAUUCCUGAGCUGCACUGGUUCAUGGUGGUUGUCCACAUUUCUACUAGGUGAUGAUGACUUACCCAUAGAUGGAGCUGUUGGACAUCAUUUCAUUGUACAAGUUCAUUUUAACAGCUCUGUGACUGUUCCUAGUUAAGUAAUUUUUAAACUCUCUUGGGUCAUAGACUUCUUUGAGAAUCUGACUAAACUAUGAAUUCUCUCACCAAAAAGAUACAUGUGCCAGUACGUACACAUAAUAGAUUUUGCAUACAGUUUUAGGGACUUGUGGACUACUAAGCCUACCUAUGUAUUCCAGGUGAAACUCUGUUAUAGUCAGACCAUUACUUCCAGAUGUAACUUUUUAUAAAAUAAAGUCUCUUUUAAAUACUCA
Molecule: messenger RNA, 6102 nt
Organism: Nannospalax galili (Upper Galilee mountains blind mole rat)
Lineage: Eukaryota; Metazoa; Chordata; Mammalia; Rodentia; Spalacidae
Gene: Emsy
Product: EMSY transcriptional repressor, BRCA2 interacting
Exons: 22
Coding region: 307-4311 (1334 amino acids)
Biological process (GO): regulation of DNA-templated transcription
Cellular component (GO): nucleoplasm
Source: RefSeq, a predicted model, not a curated record